CAAACAAAAAAAUUCAAAAAAUUCGAAAUAAUUUUAAAAAUCUUAUUUUAGCAUUUAGUUAACACACAGAAAUUAAAUUAUUAAGUAUUGAAAAUAAUUGGGCUAUGUUUGCCAGCCAAGCAGCCAGCAGCAGCGAUAUGAAGAUAUUUGCCACAAAUGUUGCUGCCGUUGAUGCCGGCGCGAUAACAGCCACCACAGCAACAUUAGCACAACAACAACAACAGCAACAACAACAACAGCAGCAGCAACAACAACAACAACAAAGAGAAUUCCGUCAACGUUAUUCAAACGGAUCAUCGCCCGCAUCUAAAACGAAUCAGGUGACUGUAAAAUUUAAUAAAUAUAACAAUAAGACAGCAAAUUUAUUGCGUCAAGUGACCAAAUUUCAUAAUAACGGUAAUGGCAACACUGCGGAAAAUAAGAAUAUGCGUUCACAGCAGCAGCAACAACAACAAAUGCAAUACACUAGCAGCAAUAAUAACAAUAACAAC
This is a messenger RNA of Drosophila willistoni, 491 nucleotides long. RefSeq names its product poly(A) RNA polymerase gld-2 homolog B-like. The annotation marks the transcript as partial. NCBI's taxonomy places the organism in Eukaryota, Metazoa, Arthropoda, Insecta, Diptera, Drosophilidae. The record is from RefSeq and is a predicted model, not a curated record. The transcript has a single exon.